CGUGAAAAUAGCAAAAGUACAGGGAAAGGAAAACACAGAAAAACAAGGAGAACCAUAAAAGAAGUCAUUUUUCUCGUUCGUUUUGCACAAGUCAGUGUAAUUCGGCGAAAGACCGCAUUGAUCAGAGUUGCGAAAAGCCAGUUGGAAAAUGAAAACCACGUAUUAUUAGCUUUUGUCUCAUUCGGAGGAAUUCAUCACGUCAUAGCUACAUAAUGAUCUGCAUUUGAAUUCCACUGUCGAUUGCUCAGCAGUCCGCGCAAAUACAUAUCAUGCCGAGCAGAAAUUUCAGCAUUGUCGAGUUUUUCGGUGGCGACGAGGAUGACUCGGAAGGGUCGAGUUGUGGCUACUGCAAAAACCACGGCAGUAUUUCCACCGGGAUGUGGGCGCAUAAUCUUUCAGUGCAGGAUUAUCAAGACCUCAUUGACAGGGGGUGGCGUAGAAGCGGAUGUUACUGUUACAAGCCCACCAUGAGCCAAACCUGCUGCCCAGCUUAUACAAUUAAGUGUGAUACGUCAAAGUUCCAGCUGUCGAAAUCGCAAAAGAAGGUAUUGAAAAAAUUCAACAAAUAUCUUCUAGAAGGACAAACUGUGAAGGAAGAAAAUAGUGAUGAUAAAAGUUCCCCUGCCAAUCAUUCGACAGCUCUAACUGACGAAACUUGCACCGACUUGCCUGAUUUGUCACUGAAGGCUGAGAGUAAACUACAAAGUAGUGGUUCUGUGAAUCCUAUUAACAUAACUUUUGUUGAAGCUGCUGUGCCUGAAAAUGAUGCCCAAGAAAAAUCUGCAGAAACUGUGAAAAGCAACAGUUUUAAGUCCACAGAAGAUAAAAAAGACUCAGGUUCCCUGAGACCUUGCAAGAAAGCCAAGCUGCUCAGAAAAGAGCGAAGAGUAGAGAGGCUGAAGAGCAAGGGUCUCAAUCCAGAGGAGGUGAAGUCAAAGCACAAUCAAGAGGUCAAAACUUUGGAGCAAUAUAUUGCGUCGGCUCCACAUUUCAAGCACAAGCUGGAGCUUCGCCUUGUCCAGUCCAAUCCUCCUAGCCCGGAAUAUGAAGCCACAGAAAAAGACAGCCACGAGAUUUACUGCAAAUAUCAAAUUUCCGUUCACGAUGAUCCACCGGAAAAAGUUACUCUGAAACAAUUCAGAAGAUUUCUAGUCGACUCGCCUCUGGAGGCGGAGGAAAAUGAAGAUGGUAUAAAGUAUGGCUCAUUCCAUCAGCAGUACUGGUUGGACGGGAAGCUGAUUGCUGUUGCUGUGAUUGACAUUUUGCCCAGUUGCGUCUCCUCUGUCUAUUUCUACUACGAUCCGGACUUCCGGUUUCUCACUCUAGGCACCUACGCUGCCCUACGAGAAAUCUCUCUGACUAGAGAACUGAAUAUCAAAAACAAAAAUCUUGUUAACUACUACAUGGGAUUUUACAUCCACUCCUGCCCCAAGAUGCGGUACAAAGGGCAGUACAGUCCAUCGUACCUACUUUGCCCAGUCUCGUACACUUGGCAUCCGAUUGCGAGAUGCCACGCUUUGCUUGAUAAGUCCAAGUACGUUGAAUUUGACGUAGAUAACACGGAGCGGAUUGUGGAUUAUUCAGACUUGAUGAAGAUGCUUGUGUUACAUGGGAGGAAGGCCAUGCCCUUUGGUGUGUACGCAGCUAAAAAAGGUGGUCUUAGCAAUGACGAGAUAUCAACUCUGAAGUUUUACAUCCAAUUAGUUGGCACCAUCUGUGCGUCAAGAAUGCUACUUUUUAGAGCCUAAUAUUCAAUUUACACAAUUUAUAUGUUUAAUAUAAUAUUUUUACCAAUUGCUGUUGUAAAGUCAUGACAAGAAUUAAUUGUAAUAAAACAUAUACUAAAA
Molecule: messenger RNA, 1847 nt
Organism: Neocloeon triangulifer
Lineage: Eukaryota; Metazoa; Arthropoda; Insecta; Ephemeroptera; Baetidae
Gene: Ate1
Product: arginyl-tRNA--protein transferase 1
Exons: 11
Coding region: 270-1748 (492 amino acids)
Biological process (GO): protein arginylation
Cellular component (GO): cytoplasm
Molecular function (GO): arginyl-tRNA--protein transferase activity
Source: RefSeq, a predicted model, not a curated record